Ahaetulla prasina is the source of this 1798-nucleotide messenger RNA. It is a transcript of the gene CHMP2B, whose product is annotated as charged multivesicular body protein 2B. The transcript has 6 exons. Gene Ontology annotation, biological process: endosome transport via multivesicular body sorting pathway; protein transport; late endosome to vacuole transport. The coding region runs from base 213 to 857 and encodes 214 amino acids. NCBI's taxonomy places the organism in Eukaryota, Metazoa, Chordata, Lepidosauria, Squamata, Colubridae. The record is from RefSeq and is a predicted model, not a curated record. Gene Ontology annotation, cellular component: ESCRT III complex; multivesicular body.
ACGCCUCCCAGCCUAGCCCGGCUCCGGCUCCGGCUCCACCUCCAGCGCUGCCGUUCGCUCGCUCCCAGUCGCCACGGCCUUGGCGUUUUCAGAAGUAAGGGAGGCGGGUUUUUCCACGUUCCGUCUCUCUGCGCUGAAGCAGCUUCCUGGUCACCUGAGAAUAUAAGGAAGGAGGCCGGCGGCUCGACUGGUUUCGGUGUUGGGACGCCGCCAUGGCUUCGCUUUUCAAGAAGAAGACGGUGGACGAUAUAAUUAAAGAACAAAAUAAGGAGUUAAGAGGUACGCAGAGGGCUAUAGGAAGAGAUCGAGCAGCUUUGGAGAGACAAGAAAAGCAACUGGAAUUGGAAAUAAAGAAAAUGGCUAAAACAGGAAACAAGGAAGCCUGUAAGGUUCUAGCAAAACAGCUUGUGCAGUUGAGAAAACAGAAAACUCGAACCUAUGCUGUUAGUUCAAAAGUUACAUCCAUGUCAACUCAGACAAAACUGAUGAAUUCCCAGAUGAAGAUGGCAGGAGCAAUGUCAACAACAGCAAAGACAAUGCUGGCUGUCAAUAAAAAGAUGGACCCACAGAAGACACUGCAAACUAUGCAGAAUUUCCAGAAAGAAAACAUGAAAAUGGAAAUGACAGAAGAAAUGAUCAAUGAUACCCUAGAUGAUAUCUUCAAUGAUUCAGAUGAAGAACAAGAAAGCCAGGAUAUUGUUAACCAAGUUCUUGAUGAAAUUGGAAUUGAAAUAUCUGGAAAGAUGGCAAAGGCUCCUUCAGCUGCGAUAGGCAUACCGUCUGCAUCUACAUCAAAAAAUGCUACAAUUUCAGAUGAAGAGAUUGAGCGGCAGCUUAAAGCUUUAGGAGUAGAUUAGCUUUAUGCUAAUAUGAAGCCUGAUUUCUACAACUGCUCCAACUUUGGCAUAUGCACAACCUCCAAUACAGGUUUCAAUAAAAAAACCAGAUUUCAUCGCAAAUCUUGCCUAAGCCAUUAUUGGUAAUGGUAAUUUCUACAGAGAGCUGGAAGAACUAAACUCGAGAGAGAGAGAGAGAGAGAGAGAGAGAGCAGAACAAAUAUUGUCAUGAAGAAUUUGUAUAUCUUUUAUUAAAUUGGGAUAUUUUGUUAACAGGCCAUUUAUUACAUAUGGUUUACAUUUUGAUUUCUUCAGUUUAGUUUCGGACAAAAAGUAUUUAGCUUGAUAACUAUUCGAUUCAUCUUUAGAUUUCUACAUUUUGUAAAUCAUUAGAAGCAGCCUUUCUGAAAGCAUUUCAGCUCUGCUUUAAUUGUAAACACUUCUUAAGAAAUAGCUUGUUUUUUCUGAGUUGGAAGAGGCAGUUGUCAUCUUCAGCAGAAUGAUUAGAAAAAUUUCAGUAAAAAUUUAGGGAAUCUUUGGUUAAAUACUUUUUAACAACUUAUUCUAGUUCAAUUUAGUGUUAAAAUGAUACAUGUUUCCAUUUAAUAUUGAUACCCAAUUAGUGGAACUUCUGAAGACCGGGCUGUGAUCUAAAAUAAUUUUCUGUUAGCAAAAAUGUUGGAAAGGAAAAUAUUAAAUAAUUUCCAUUGUACUGUAAUAUAGCUGACUUGAAGAAGAGUCUGUGCCUUUGUGUAUAUAAUGCUUGGUUUCUUUUAAUUAAGUUUUGAAAUGUGAGAAAAGUAAUGUAAGCCAUUAACUUAUGUUAGCACUGAAAUUACAUGAACUCCAUGAUUGGUAUGGAGUACAUAACACCUGAAAAAGAUAAUCUUUUUCCUGCAAUAGCAUUUGUACAUAAACACCAUGCAACAUUUUUCAUUAAACAAAUAUUACUUUUCAAAAUA